UCAUUACCAAAACAUGUUUAUCAGACUUGAGAUGGAACGCUUCACAUGUUCAUGAGUUCACAUUUCUCCAUUUAAACAGAAUCGAUUCUAUGUGGAGAAUCAAAUGUUUAUAGUAACCUUUAUUAAAGCUAAGCCAUUAUUUUACCUAUAGCUACUUGAAAGAAACGGUGGAGGAGGUUUUCUAAUCUGUAUGUUGAUCAAGAUUUGGAGAUCAGAUUCUGUUUCAACUGUUCAGAUUCAUCAUGAAUGACACAUGCAGAGAUUUUUCUCCAGGAUGCAGUUCUGUUCAUCAGAAGAGGUCAGAACCAGAGCCCAGCUGUGUGUCUAUGAGGAGUGACUGGUCUAUGGGUCCGCCACUAAAUUUCAAGUCAGUCCUGCCACCCAGAUCAGCCGUAACAAAACCCAUCUGUAAGAAGAAUGACCAGUCUAUUAAUCAACUACAGGACAUUAAUGAAAGCAGAUAUCCUGGUGUCAGCCAUGAAGUCCUCAACAGGUUUAGAUCAAAUCUGAUGAAGAAGUUUGAGUGUCUGUAUGAGGGAACAGCAAAGCAGGGAAACCCAACACUCCUGAAUGAGAUCUACACAGAGCUCUACAUCACAGAGAGUGAGAGUGGAGAGAUCAGUAAUGAGCAUGAGGUGAGACAGAUUGAGACACAAUCCAGGAGAGCAGCAACAGAGGACACACCGAUCAAAUGCAAUAACAUCUUAAGACCUUUACCUGGACAAAACAAACCCAUCAGAACUGUGCUGACAAAGGGAGUCGCUGGCAUUGGAAAAACAGUCUCUGUGCAGAAGUUCAUCCUGGACUGGGCUGAAGGGAAAGAGAAUCAGGACGUCCAGCUCAUAUUUCCACUUCCUUUCAGAGAGCUCAAUUUCAUGAAGGACAAAACACUCAGUCUUUUAGAUCUUCUUCGUGUCUUUUUCCCUGAAUCAAAAGAAAUGCAAAUAUCCAAUGACAAAUAUAAAAUGUUGUUCAUCUUUGAUGGUCUGGACGAGUGUCGUCUGUCUCUGGAUUUUCAGAGCGAUGUGAGGUUGUGUGAUGUAAGUGAAUCAGCCUCAGUGGACGUGCUGCUGACGAACCUCAUUGUGGGGAAUCUGCUUCCCUCUGCUCUUAUCUGGAUCACCUCCAGACCAGCAACAGCUGAUCUCGUUCCCUCUGAUUGUGUCCAUCGAGUGACAGAGGUACGAGGUUUCAAUGAGCCACAGAAGGAGGAAUACUUCAAGAAGAGAAUUAGUGAUCAAAGUCUGGACAAUACAAUCAUCACACACCUGAAAUCAUCAAGGAGUCUCUACAUCAUGUGUCACAUCCCAGUGUUUUGCUGGAUCUCAGCCGCUGUUCUAGAGAAGAUGUUGAGUGAAGCAGAGAGUGGAGAGAUUCCCAAGACUCUCACUCAAAUGUACACACACUUCCUGAUCCUUCAGACCAACAUCAAACAUGAGAAGGACUAUGAGAAGAACGUGACAGAUGAAGACAUGAUCCUCAAACUGGGAAAACUGGCUUUUCAGCAGCUUGUGAAAGGCAAUGUGAUCUUCUAUGAGGAAGACCUGAGAGAGUGUGGCAUUGAUGUGACAGAAGCAUCAGUGUACUCAGGAUUGUGCUCUCAGAUCUUCAGAGAGGAGUUUGGCUGGUAUCAGGGGAAAGUCUUCUGCUUUGUUCAUCUGAGUGUUCAGGAACAUCUAGCAGCUCUAUAUGUGCACCUAUCCUUCACAAACUACAGCUCACAGUUUUUCUCUAGUGUGUUCUCUGACCUCUCAAUGUUUUUAACAUCUACUUUAUCUGAUCUACAUCAAAAGGCUGUGAAUGAGGCUCUACAGAGUAAAAAUGGACAUCUGGAUCUUUUCCUGCGUUUCCUUCUGGGUCUGUCAGUGGAGUCUCAUCAGAUUCUCCUACAAGGAUUAAUGAAACAUACAAGCAGAUCUGACAGCAGUGAGAAAACAGUUGAGUACAUCAAGAAGAAGAUCAGGACCAUUGACUCUUCAGAGAAAUCCAUUAAUCUAUUCCACUGUCUGAAUGAACUGGGUGAUCAUUCACUCGUGGAGGAAAUACAACAGUAUCUGAAAUCUGGAAGAAUAAAAGAAGCCAAUCUCUCUUCAUCUCAGUGGUCUGCUGUAGUUUUUGUGUUGUUGACAUCAGAGAAAAAUCUGGAUGAGUUUGAUCUCAAGAAGUUUAUUCUAGGAAACAAUAAAGCUGAAAAUAUGAACGUUUUUCAGAAGCUGUUACCUGUGAUGAAAGAAUCCAGAUCACUUCAGUUGUAUGAUUGUGGCGUCACAGAUGAAGGUUGUGCUGCUCUGAUUUCAGCUCUGAGAUCAAACCCCUCAUACCUGAGAGAACUGAAUCUGUCUGGGAAUAAAAUAGGAAAAUCAGUGAAUCUGCUGUCUGAUGUACUACAGGGUCCUCACUGUAAAUUGGAGAAACUGUGGUUGUAUGAUUGUGGAGUCACAGAUGAAGGUUGUGCUGCUCUGUCUUCAGCUCUGAGAUCAAACCCCUCACACCUGAGAGAACUGAGUCUGUCGUUGAAUAUAAUAGGAAAAUCAGUGAAUCUGCUGUCUGAUGUACUGCAGGAUCCUCACUGUAAACUGGAGAAACUGUGGUUGAGUUAUUGUGGAGUCACAGAUGAAGGUUGUGCUGCUCUGGCUUCAGCUCUGAGAUCAAACCCCUCACUCCUGAGAGAACUGAAUCUGUCUGAGAAUAAAAUAGGAAAAUCAGUGAAUCUGCUGUCUGAUGUACUACAGGAUCCUCACUGUAAACUGGAGAUACUGUGGUUGAUGAAUUGUGGAGUCACAGAUGAAGGUUGUGCUGCUCUGACUUCAGCUCUGAGAUCAAACCCCUCACACCUGAGAGAACUGAAUCUGUCUGGAAAUAAACUAAAACAAUCAGGAAUGAAGUUGCUUUCUGAUAUGAAAGAUGAUCCACAUUAUAAACUGGAGAGAUUAUAUUAUUGACUCUCAGUAUUUAGACGUCAGUCCAGUUGAUCAGCUGAUGGUGAAUAAGGAGCUACAGAGACUGAAGACACAGAGACACACAGCGAUCACACUGACGUGUGUGUGAGACUUAACACCAGUUUCUCGUUUCAUAGUAAUUGCUGAUUGUUAGAUUAAAAUCUCAAUCUUAGGUAGAAUAGUUGAAGUCUCAGUCAUCAGUUUAGAAACAUGCGCUUCAACCCUGUGAUGUGUGGCAGCAGCAGCGCAAGAUCUCGGGAGAAUGACCAAGCAGUCACAGAUCAAGUGUGGUACAAAGCAUUCUCAGAUUUACUCAGGAAGAAGGGUCAUAUUUAUUGACAUAGGUCAGACAACAAUCUCCAGGAUGGCUUGAGCAUCCAAUCAUACGACUUUCAAACCUUACCAUGUAUGGUACUUCAAGAAAUAUAUUAAGUAAGAAAUGUAUGUGUGUCCUAAUGCAAAUAGAGUUCAUUUAAGCUGUACAGCAGCUCUAAAAGAAAAUAGUGUCAUUGUUCAGCAUUGUUCAGUUCAGUGUUGAUUUAGUUGCAUUGUAAAGAUAAUCAAUUGUUAUGUCAAUUAGUUAUUUUCAUCUAUAAAGCAGUUCUGCAAAAAACAGUGAUGUCAUCAUCCAGCUCAGUUAAUUUCCCAUCCAAUAGUGUCAAAUCAAUAAUAUUGUUAAAUAUUUUUGAAUAUUGUUGAGGACUUCAACUCCAAAUCACAGGCAAUGUUGUUUCUUGCUCUUGCUCUCUCUCAUCCUCAUCCUCUUCCUUCUCUUCCACCACCUCUUACACAUAUUCUUCCUCCUCUCCAUUUCAGAUUGUUUCUGAGUUUCUCUUAUGGUGAAUGUUCAGUACAGCGGCAAAACUCAGCUUAGUGCCGCUGACAACAUUAAAAUUCCUCUGCUUUGGAUAUAUAUACUCUCACUAUAUGAGUAUACACUUUUUGGCCACUUUGUUAGGUAUAGGUGAGAGUGGGGCACAACCCUUUUUUUUAGCUUUUUCAUUUUGUGUAAAUCCACUUGGGGUUCAAAGAAUUUAUUUUUCUCCACAAUAAUUUCACAUGUCUAAUACAAAAAUGUGGUUUUGUUUCAUUAUUAGAGCAUAUAGCCUACUUUUUCUUUAUUUACCUUGAAAGAAUGAAAGAGAAAUGUGACAACAUGCCCCGUAGGUGAGGCACACUGUUACAUGACCGUAUGACAGAAUCUACUGUAUAAGAUAUGCAAGACAAAGUAAAAUAUUUUGGCAAUAAAAAUACAGUUAUUAAC
Molecule: messenger RNA, 4203 nt
Organism: Megalobrama amblycephala (Wuchang bream)
Lineage: Eukaryota; Metazoa; Chordata; Actinopteri; Cypriniformes; Xenocyprididae
Product: NACHT, LRR and PYD domains-containing protein 3-like
Exons: 10
Coding region: 243-2942 (899 amino acids)
Molecular function (GO): protein binding
Source: RefSeq, a predicted model, not a curated record